AUGAAACCACGAUUAUUUUCGACCUUGCGUUGCUUGCAACAUGAGAAUCCCUUGGGCCUACCCAAAAGUGGCACUAUUCCGCGUAUGCAACGUGGGUUGCCAGAGCGGAGGGCCAUAAAGGAUGUCAAGAAAGUAAUUGCUGUUUCGUCUGCGAAGGGCGGUGUUGGAAAAUCUACGCUCGCUGUAAACCUUGCGCUUGCCUUUGCACGCCUGGGGCUGCGAAGUGGGAUUCUCGAUACGGACAUCUUUGGUCCUUCCAUACCUACCCUAUUGAAUCUUUCCGGAGAGCCACGAUUAUCUUCGAACAACCAAUUGGUACCUUUAUCAAAUUAUGGCGUAAAGUCUAUGUCGAUGGGUUAUCUGGUCGGGGAUGCAGCUCCUGUGGUUUGGCGUGGUCUUAUGGUCAUGAAAGCUUUACAGCAGCUCUUACAUGAGGUUGAGUGGGGUGGGUUAGAUGUGCUUGUACUUGAUCUACCUCCUGGGACCGGAGAUACACAGUUGACUAUUACUCAACAAAUUGUGCUAGAUGGCGCCGUGAUAGUAUCGACUCCUCAGGAUAUUGCCAUGAAAGAUGCUGUGAAGGGAAUCAACAUGUUUAAAACGGUCAAAAUUCCAAUAUUGGGCAUGGUACAGAACAUGUCACUCUUCACCUGUCCGCAUUGUCAAAAUAGUACGCAUAUCUUCGGCGCUCGUUCUGGUGUCACACACGCUUGUGAAGAGUUUGGGAUACCAUUUUUAGGGGACAUCCCAUUACACGCCAGCAUUUGUGAUGAUGCCGACAAGGGGAAACCAACAGUAGUUUCGGAGCCUGAAUCUGUGAGAGCACUGGCUUUCAUGGAUAUUGCGACAAACGUCGCCAGAGGCAUUAAGCUCUUAUAG
Molecule: messenger RNA, 879 nt
Organism: Glarea lozoyensis ATCC 20868
Lineage: Eukaryota; Fungi; Ascomycota; Leotiomycetes; Helotiales; Helotiaceae
Product: P-loop containing nucleoside triphosphate hydrolase
Exons: 5
Coding region: 1-879 (292 amino acids)
Biological process (GO): mitochondrial respiratory chain complex I assembly; iron-sulfur cluster assembly
Cellular component (GO): mitochondrion
Molecular function (GO): ATP binding; 4 iron, 4 sulfur cluster binding; ATP-dependent FeS chaperone activity
Source: RefSeq, a predicted model, not a curated record